CCACCUCACACACCCAACACCACGACAUCCACAACUCCUCGCGCGAAACUCACACCUACAUCUCCUCCCUCAAAAUCCUUCAACACACACACAAACAAUCAUGAACCACCUCCCACAAGCCUGGGGCCGUCCCCGAGACGACGUCUAUGGCGCCUACGACGCCAGCUACCUCUCUCAAGCCGGUCCAUCGCAGCACACCCAACAGCCCAUCGUGACCGGAACCUCAGUCAUCGGGCUUAAAUUCAAAGACGGCGUCGUCAUCGCCGCUGACAAUCUUGCCUCCUACGGCUCCCUCGCACGCUUCACAAACGUCAAGCGCCUCCGCGCCUUCUCCUCCUCCGGCCCCCCCACCGCCGUAAUCGGCUUCGGCGGCGACGUCUCCGACAUGCAAUACCUCGACCGCCUCCUCCAAUCCCUCUCCAUCGAAGAAGCCUAUUCGUCCAGCGGCCACGGCCUCACCGCCGAAAACGUGCACACCUACCUCUCCAAAGUCCUCUACAAGCGCCGCUCCGACUUCAACCCCCUGUGGAACCACCUCCUGGUCGCCGGGCUCGACGGCGCCGACGCGCCAUUCUUGGCGUCUGCGGACUUGCUGGGAACGACGUUCUCGGCACCUUGUCUGGCGACGGGGUUUGGUGCCCAUCUCGCGGUGCCGUUGUUGAGGAAGGUGGCGAAGAGUGAGGAGGCUGUGAAGGAGUUAACGGAGGAGGAGGCGGUAAGGGCGGUGAAGGAGUGCUUGAAGGUGUUGUAUUAUAGGGAUGCGAGGAGUACGGAUCGGUAUAGUAUUGCGGUGGUGAAGAAGGGGGGGGUGGAGAUGAAGGAGGAUGAGGUGCUCGAGGGGCAGAGCUGGAAGUUUGCGGAGGGGAUUAGGGGGUAUGGACGUACAACUGAGUAGAAGAGGGAUGGGAGAUGGGGGUGAGUAAGAUAGUUAUGGUGUGGCAAUGGGAUGGAGUUAGGGAUCGGCAGCUAGAGAAUAAAGUGUGGUUAUAAUACAGUUGCACUGUUGUGAUAUUCGUGUUGCCUGAAGUUUGGAUUGGG
Messenger RNA from Pseudogymnoascus destructans, 1038 nucleotides. RefSeq names its product proteasome subunit (gene PRE4). The transcript has 3 exons. Bases 101 to 895 code for a protein of 264 amino acids. The record is from RefSeq and is a predicted model, not a curated record. Gene Ontology annotation, cellular component: proteasome core complex. Lineage: Eukaryota; Fungi; Ascomycota; Leotiomycetes; Thelebolales; Thelebolaceae.